AAAACAGAACAACAACAAUUGUUUACUUUUCUUUUCUCUUUCGCUGUUUCGUCUCUUUUUUCUCUCUCACAGCUCUCAGAAUCCGUUCUCCGUUCUCCGUUUUGAUCUCUCUCCGUUAUUAUUCUCUAAUCUUCUACUUCAUUUCCUGAUUAAUAUCCAGCGAACGAUCUGAUUCCGAUUUGUUUGUGUUAUUAUUUGGAUCGAUCAGACAGAGAAUCAAUGUCGUUCUCAGAUUCUGACGCGUCAUCUUCCGGUGGCGAGUACAAAAAUUUCAGACAAAUCAGCCGUGAACGUUUGUUACAUGAAAUGCUUCGAUCAGCAAAAACAGGGGAUUCAAAAUCAACCUGGAAGAUUGCAGGAAAAUUAACAAAAUUAUCAGGGAGAUGGGGCUUCGUGACAUAGGUCAAUUGGAACAGGACCUAGUUUUUGGAGAUAAAGGAACAACUGAUGUAAUUAAGUUUUUGAAUACAAAUGAGGGUGCAACACGUGAAAAUAAGUUGCGCUUGUUGAUGAUUCUUUCAGCCAUAUAUCCUGAAAAGUUUGAUGGUGAAAAGGGUCGUAAUCUAAUGAAGGUUGCUAAUUUACCAGAAGAUGACAUGAAUGCUGUGAAUAAUAUGAGAUUGCUUGCAUCUCCAGAAUCAAAAAAGAGUUCAUCUGCAACUUUUUCUUUGAAGUUUGACAUUCACAAGAAGAAGCGUGCCGCUAGAAAAGACCGAGCUGCCACUGAAGAAACAACAUGGCAAUUAUCUCGAUUUUACCCUAUGAUAGAGGAACUUAUUGAGAAACUCAGUAUAGGAGAAUUAUCAAAGGAUGAAUAUCCAUGUAUGAAUGACCCAAGUGCAAGCUUUAAUGGGACAUCCCACCCUGCAUCAGUAAAUCAAGCUCCAGUUGCCCAAUCGAGAAGAUCGAGACCAGCAGCAACAUGGGCAAGACCUCGAAGUUCUGAUGAUGGCUAUUCAAGUGAUUCGAUACUGAGACAUGCAUCUAGUGAUUUCAGAAGGAUGGGCCGGCGUAUUUUUGUAUUUAUUGUAGGUGGAGCUACUAGAUCUGAGCUAAGGGUAUGCCACAAGCUUACAAGUAAGCUACAGAGGGAAGUGAUUCUAGGCUCAUCAAAUCUUGACGAUCCUCCACAAUUUAUCACGAAACUGAAACUUCUGACGGCAGACGAAUUAUCACUGGAUGAUCUACAAAUAUAAGUUCGGUGGGAGCUUCUAAUAGGUUUCUGAUCCCAUUUGUAUUCACAGAUGCUUGCAAAUUUAUUGUAUCCAAUUUUGUGUUCAGUGUAAAAUGUCUGCAAGUAAACAUCAGUCGUAACCAUGUAUUAUAUAGCAUUCAGGUCGCGAACUGUAAUGGCUGUACUGGAAUUGCUGACAAUUUAUUUGUAUAUUAUUAUUUUACUAACCGAAUUAGAAUAUCAACCGACUUUGAGAUGUAAAAACAAAAGUGGUUACUGAUCUAGUUAUAUUGCUUCUGUUU
Mercurialis annua (annual mercury) is the source of this 1476-nucleotide messenger RNA. RefSeq names its product SNARE-interacting protein KEULE. Lineage: Eukaryota; Viridiplantae; Streptophyta; Magnoliopsida; Malpighiales; Euphorbiaceae. The transcript has 10 exons. Gene Ontology annotation, cellular component: secretory granule; plasma membrane. Gene Ontology annotation, molecular function: syntaxin binding. The coding region runs from base 384 to 1196 and encodes 270 amino acids. Gene Ontology annotation, biological process: vesicle-mediated transport; intracellular protein transport. The record is from RefSeq and is a predicted model, not a curated record.